AUGACCGGAGGAGGACGCGGAAAUGUGUCGAACUACUUCUGCUUCGAUCUGGACCACAGCUUCUUUGGCGCCAAUGACUCGCUGGAGCUGGUCUUUGAUAUCUUCGGCCACUACACCUCGGACCUCUACUCGGGCGUCUUCACCCCCAGCCUGCCCAACUACCACCUGCUCAGUGGCAACAAUGCAGGGAAUGGACACUCGCAGACAAUGAAGUCCCUGCUGGAGCGGGGCGCCGGCAGCGAUCUGAAGUUGGUGGUGAUGAAGAAGAAGAAGCAGCAGGAGCAGCAGCAGCAGGAUCAGCAGCAGCCAGGCACUGCUAACGACGACGACGACGCCGACGACAACAGCGUGACCACCUUCAACGUGCACCAGCUGUACCUGACGGCCCACUCGGUGGUCUUUGAGGCGAUGCUACUGCGCAACGGGAACACCCGCGAGGCCCAGGAGCGGCGGGUGGUCAUUCGCGACCUGUCGGCGAAGACGGUCCACUCGCUGCUGCUCUUCAUCUACACCGGUGCGCUGGCCGCCGAGGAGGACUUUACGCUGGAGCUGCUCUCUGCCGCCGACAAGUACGAAGUGACCGCCCUGAAGGUCGCCUGCGAGCAGCAGCUCUCCCUCCAGCUGACCACCGACUCGGUGUUCGCCCACCUGGUGCACGCCGACCGCCACAAUGCGCCCACGCUGAAGGAGAACUGCCUGAA
This is a messenger RNA of Rhagoletis zephyria (snowberry fruit fly), 701 nucleotides long. The record is from RefSeq and is a predicted model, not a curated record. Lineage: Eukaryota; Metazoa; Arthropoda; Insecta; Diptera; Tephritidae.